AUGGACAAGGCGUGGAUGAAAUUACCAAGAUAUAGCCCAGAAUACAUUAAUGGUGUUGAAGUUUUUCUAAAUUAUGCGUACACAAAAGGAAACCCCCAAGGAGUAGAGAUUUUGUGCCCUUGUGCUAAAUGCCACAAUGCUUUUUGGAGGACAAGGGCAGUGGUGCUUGAUCAUUUAAUUGGAUACGGAUUUGAAAAAGGAUAUGAUGUUUGGGUUCGUCAUGGUGAGGGGCUAAUAAACCUGAUGGAUCUCAAUGGUGAUAUGGAUGAUAGAGAGGAUGCAAUUGAUGAUAUUGAUGGACUAUUGUAUGAACAAUUUAGAGAUGUGGCACAAGAAGAAAAUGGAGUUGGUGAAGGCCCUAAUGAAGAUGCUAAAAAGUUCUAUAAUCUACUUGAAGAUGCAAAGCAAGAGUUGUACCCGGGUUGCAAAAACUUCACUAAAUUGUCAUUCACUAUUCGACUGUAUUUGUUGAAGUGCCUUCAUGGUUGGAGUAAUGCAUCUUUCAAUGCUUUAUUAGUGCUGUUGAGAGAAUCUAUGCCUCAAUUGAAUAUUCCCGAUUCAUUAAACAAAACUAGAGGCAUGAUAAGGGAUUUGGGGCUUGAUUAUAAAAAGAUUGAUGCUUGCCCUAAUGACUGCAUGCUAUAUUGGAAAGAUCAUGAGAAUGACACCUCUUGCCAUGUUUGUGGAGCUCCACGAUGGAUUGAGAAUGUUGAAGGAGAUCGCCAACUUGAGGAAAAUAAGAAAGCUUACAAAAUUUCUGGUAAAGUUUUGAGACACUUCCCCUUGAUUCCUAGGCUUCAAAGGUUAUUUUUGUGUUCAAAGACAGCUGGCUCAUUAAGGUGGCAUGAAGAGGAGCGUUCAAAGGAUGGAAAGUUAAGGCAUCCCGCGGAUGGAGAGGCGUGGAAAGACUUCGAUAAAUGCCAUCCUAACUUUGCCAAUGAUUCAUGA
Molecule: messenger RNA, 948 nt
Organism: Zingiber officinale
Lineage: Eukaryota; Viridiplantae; Streptophyta; Magnoliopsida; Zingiberales; Zingiberaceae
Exons: 1
Coding region: 1-948 (315 amino acids)
Source: RefSeq, a predicted model, not a curated record